AGGAAGUUGAAUUUCGGGACGCUUCUGCACUACCGGAAGUGAAAACUGAGCGCUAGAAACAAAAUUAUAUAAAAUACUUUCGGGAAUAGAUAGAUUCAAGGACAAAGAAAGACACAAAAAUGAGUAACACAGUCACUACUAAAGGGAGAUUCAAGUUUAAGAAAACAAGUGGCAGUCUCAGUUUAAACAAGCCCGGCUUAUCCACCUUACCAUCCAAUGGGAACAUCUUCACAAGCUCGGCACAAAGUAACGUUAAUCCCAGGCUGACAAACAAUGCUGCCGCUCCUCACAUGGGCAGCAAGUCUACCAGAAGUCAUGGGAACUUUGCAGGGAAAGUUGAUGAUUUGUUUGCUGAUGAUGAAGAGGUCCAGUUUUUGUCCCAGACCAAACCGUCACAACCUUUUAAGGUGGAAAAGCCUAGAAAUAAGACAGCAACGAUCCAGCAAUCCAUCACAGCCUUCACCAUGCAGAAGAAGUCUAAACCCGUAGCUGCUGUGGCACCACAAAGGUCACCUGAGAAGCAUAACCCACUGCCAACCCAGCCUCGGUCCAGCAUGAAACGGAAGUCCUCAGAAAUGGAGAAGUUUGAUAACAUGGAGGACAUCUUCCUCAGUGAUGACGAUGACUUUGACAUCUCCAGCUCUCCAUGUUUCGGAAAGAAAAGUAAAACAGAGCCCCCUUCCACGGAGAGUGUGGACACUGAAGCAGAAGUUGUGGGUCCCACACAGAAGAAGAGGCGGACCCUUGAGUUCUCUGAUAGUGAUGAGGAUGGGGCAGAUGCACAUCUACCAGAACCACUUCAAGCUCGAGUAAAGCCAGACGUUAAAGUCAACUUACCCAACCCACCCAUGGGGAACCGUCUUCCAUCAACGAUGGAAUCCACUGCAGCAAAGGGGAACCAAAAUGUUGGGCAGCCUGUUUUUCCGAAGAAUGAGCCCAUAAACCAUGGGGAUGUAAAUAUGCUUGAGCUGCAGCUUCAACUGCUACAAGUAAUGGACCGUAUCUGUGGGCACCUGAGUCAGAUGGCCAUGGUGGACAUGAUGGCAGCCUUUCCAGCAUCCUCUAGUCCAGUACAGGAACUUCUGCAACAGUGGAAUAGCAUUAAGAAGACUGCUAAAGAUAAAAAUGUCGACCUUACAGAGGAAAUUCUUGUCAAUACAACACAUUCUGCUGGCCACUUUACAGCUCCAAAGACGGAAAACACAGGGUAUAAAACACCCUCAACAAUGGCGAAAAGGAAUUUCAACAUUUCCAGUGCAAUAGGAAAUGUAACGCCACCCUCAUGUGGCUGGCAAUCUGGCCCAGUUACAAGUACUGUUCAGAAACCCAACCCCAGUUCUAAAAUCAAUCAGAACACAUCAGCCUUCAAUUCCAGUAAGCUUGCGUCACCCAUUCCUUGCGGAGACAGUUUCUUUGAGGAAGAUGCAGUGCUUACACAAACUCAUGUGAACUUUAUGAGCAAGUUUCAGAAACAUUCAUUCAACUCCACAAACAACUCCAGUACAAUGUCGACUCCGGUGUCAUUUCCAAAGACCAAGUCUACACCUGCAAUUCAGGUCGAUCAAAGUAAAAACUUUGGACAAAGAUCUGAUAACACCAACAGAAAUAAUUAUACAAGUAAUACCUCAUUCUCUGAUGCAGAUUCAUUCAUUGCUCCAAAUAGGCCAGUAGAUGAUUAUGAACCAGACAUGUUUGACAGCGUAGAUGAUGAAAUUAACAUGCAGCUGGCUGAACAGUCAGACUUUGAGUUUGACUACAAGAUAUCUACCUCAACAGUCAGCAAGUCUAAGCCAAGUAUGGGAAAUGCCAGUACUUCUGGAUAUACCGAGGAGCCUAGUUCCGUCAGUUACCAAGGUGAAGUUUCACAGGAUGAUCUUAUAGACGGGUUUGAAGAUGAGGAGGACUUUAAUCAGAUAGUCUCUCAAAACAACCUACCUCAAAUACCCAAGCCGAAAAGUUCAAGGAAUUCCCUUGACACAACUAGCUCGGCCAGCGUAGCAGAACCCCCGAGUGAGUAUGCCAGUUACUCGUUCCCCCACUGCCAUGAGAUGGUGAAGGUCUUCAACCAGGUGUUCGGUUUACAGAACUUUCGUAAACACCAGCUCGAAGCCUGCAAUGCUGCACUGCUCGGCAAUGAUACGUUUAUCCUCAUGCCCACAGGGGGAGGUAAGAGCUUGUGUUACCAGCUACCAGCUUUGGUGUCAGGUGGGGUCACAGUAGUUGUCUCCCCUCUCAGGGCCCUUAUCCAGGACCAGGUCCAGAAACUCAACUCUCUCAAUGUCCCAGCAGGCCACCUGACGGGCGAUGUGAGCGCAGAGGAGGCUGACAUCCUGUACAGGAAGUUAUUCCGACGGCAGCCAGAAGUACGCCUCAUCUAUGUUACCCCAGAAAAGUUGUCUGCCAGUGAGAAGCUUCUGAGCGUCCUUGGUAACCUGUAUGAUCGCAAACUGCUGGACAGAUUUGUCGUCGAUGAGGCUCAUUGUGUUAGCAGUUGGGGCCAUGACUUCAGACCUGACUACAAGAAACUUGGGGUGUUGAAGGAGAAGUUUCCUGGCACCCCGAUGAUGGCCCUCACUGCCACAGCAACCAUGAGGGUGCGCAAGGACAUCUGUCAUCAGCUUCACAUGAAGAACCAUAAAUGGUUCACCUCCAGUUUCAACAGAUCUAACCUGAAGUUUGAGGUGCGGCCCAAGAAACCCUCAACAGCCACCAAUGAUAUCAUCAAAAUGAUCAAGGACGACUUUCCUGGAAAAUGUGGCAUUGUCUACUGCCUCUCUAGAAAGGAGUGUGAUACCACGUCUGAAGCUCUAAGCAAGGCAGGCAUCCUGUCUGUGUCAUACCACGCGGGGCUCACGGACGGGGAGAGGGUCAUGAUUCAGGAGAAGUGGAUCCAGGGGAACAGAUGCAAGGUGAUCUGUGCAACGAUAGCGUUUGGUAUGGGUAUCGACAAGCCAGAUGUGCGGUUCGUGAUCCACUACUCCUUACCCAAGUCUGUGGAGGGCUACUACCAGGAAGCAGGGCGGGCGGGCAGGGACGGCCGCCUCGCACACUGUAUUCUCCUCUACACAUAUAGCGACGUGAAGCGACUACGCAGAAUUAUUGAGAUGGACAAGAAUGCAAGCUUUGAGUCUCGGCGUGUUCACAUUGACAACCUGUUCAGGAUGAUCCAGUACUGCGAGAAUGUUGCGGAUUGUCGCCGGGCCCAGGUGCUCAACUACUUCAACGAGUCCGGGUUUGACCGAGGCCAGUGUGGGAGCAUGAAGGGUGCCAUCUGUGACAACUGUGUCUCUAAGGAAACAUUCAAGUUACGAGAUGUGACCGAAGAUGUGAAGCUGAUCAUCAAGGGAGUGCAGGACCUGACAGCCAAGAGAUACAACAGUGACUUCACUCUAAUACACUUUGUGGAGAUGUUCAAAGGUUCCAAGAACAGCAAGAUCACAGAAAAUGGCCAUGACAAGCACCCGAUGCAUGGUCGAGGGACGGCAUACAGCAGACAGGAUGCUGAUAGACUUUUCAGGAAGCUGGUGAUCGACGGUGUACUCAUGGAGGAGCUAAAGAUAACUGCCAUGGAACAUGCUGCCUGCUAUAUCAGAUUGGGCAGGAGGUCUCAGGAUGUCCUCAAUGGUAAAAUGAAGGUGGAGUUGCAGGUGCAGGAGAACCGGAAGAAGAAGGAGGUGAAGAUUGGCACAGAGCCUGUCAGUGAGAAGGCAGUCCUAACAGACGACUGCUAUAAUGAGCUCAAGACCCGCGCAGAGGAAUUGGUCCGGGAGCAUGGUGGUGGUGUAAAUUUCUUCGUCAUCUUUCCGUACGCCGUGUUACGAGCCAUGUCGGAGAAACUUCCCCUCACUGUCAAUGACCUUCUUACCGUCGAGGGCAUGACCUUCAACAAGCUCCGACAGUUCAAGGCCGAACGAUUCCUCGAUAUCACCAAGAAAUACUCGGAACUUAUUGCUGCUGUGGAAGAGCAGGAGAGUUCUCCCCCCGAAGACUCGGACACAUGGUUGACAACAUCUGACUAUUUCCCAGGCCCCUCUUCAUCCCAGUCCCGUGGGUCAAAAAGAGGGCGGGGUAGAGGCAAAGGUGCAGGGGGUAAACGGAAUUUCUUCAAAAAGAAGCAGGCUGGGGGAGAUUCAUAUGGUAAAGCAAGAGGCGGAAAGAAAUCUGCUGCCAGUAAAAGUUCCACAACCAGCUGGAUGUCCAAGUCUACAGGUGUGAACUCUGGGGCUAGGGGAGGCAAGGGAGGCAACUUGAACCAGUUCAAAUACUCAAACAAUAGUUCAGGGGCGGGGUCAAGCACUGCAAGCAGGCCUACAGGGGGCGGAAAUAGGCCAGGCAUGAUGCCAGUGCCCCAGCCCAAGAGGUCCUUCCUCUCGAGCAUGGGCGGUACUUUCUUUGGUUGAUCGUGGGAUGAUUUCCACCCUAUGAAAUAAUCGCAUCUACCCCUCUUGAAAUGAACCAUACCUAUGUGGACUUGUUCAAACUCAUUGAAAAAUGUUUGAGAUUAGAGGAAUUGAAACUGUCUCCAAUGUAAAUGUUUCAUAAUGGCAUUUGGCCGCAUUAUUGAGGGAUUACUUCAUUUUAAUUUUAAAACUCUAAAUUGUGAGCAGUUAUGCUUUUAAAACCUUUGUAUAUUUGAAGGUUUUAAAUCAUAAUUUAAUAAACUGUAAUUAUGUUUUUAUCAAUUGUAUUUUAAUUUUAGAACAUUUUCCUUCCUUAGUCUUAACUAUUUUGUGGUGUUUUUAUCCAAUAAAGUGUUUU
This is a messenger RNA of Mya arenaria, 4758 nucleotides long. Its product is annotated as recQ-like DNA helicase BLM. The record is from RefSeq and is a predicted model, not a curated record. Gene Ontology annotation, cellular component: cytoplasm; nucleus; chromosome. Lineage: Eukaryota; Metazoa; Mollusca; Bivalvia; Myida; Myidae. Gene Ontology annotation, molecular function: 3'-5' DNA helicase activity; nucleic acid binding; ATP binding. Bases 120 to 4400 code for a protein of 1426 amino acids. Gene Ontology annotation, biological process: DNA replication; double-strand break repair via homologous recombination. The transcript has 25 exons.